Molecule: messenger RNA, 2491 nt
Organism: Musa acuminata subsp. malaccensis (wild Malaysian banana)
Lineage: Eukaryota; Viridiplantae; Streptophyta; Magnoliopsida; Zingiberales; Musaceae
Product: phenylalanine ammonia-lyase 2
Biological process (GO): L-phenylalanine catabolic process
Cellular component (GO): cytoplasm
Molecular function (GO): ammonia-lyase activity
Source: RefSeq, a predicted model, not a curated record
ACCUCCUUCCUUCCUCAGGAGAAGGAUCACCGACUCCCUCUUCGAGCUCUCUAGCUUUGCCUCUCCUCCUCCUACGUUCUGGUCUUCUGACACCCCUUGUUCUUCGAUCGAUGGAGGUCGAGAACGGAGUCCACGGCAAUGGCUUCGCCGACGGGCUUUGCGUCAAGGCCGACCCCCUCAACUGGGGCGCCGCGGCCGAGGCGCUGACGGGGAGCCACCUCGACGAGGUCAAGAGGAUGGUGGAGGAGUUCCGGCGGCCGCUGGUGCGGCUCGAGGGCGCGACGCUCAAGAUCUCUCAGGUGGCGGCGGUCGCCAUGGCGCCGCACUCGGCGGUGAGGGUGGAGCUGUCGGAGUCCGCCAGGGAGGGAGUGCGCGCCAGCAGCCAGUGGGUGACCGACAGCAUGACCAACGGGACCGACAGCUAUGGUGUCACCACCGGCUUCGGUGCAACCUCUCACAGGAGGACCAAGGAAGGAGGCGCCCUGCAGAAGGAGCUCAUUAGAUUCCUUAAUGCCGGAAUAUUCGGCUCCGGGACGGAGUCCGCCCACACGCUGCCGACACCGGCCGCCAGGGCGGCGAUGCUCGUACGCGUCAACACCCUCCUCCAAGGCUACUCUGGCAUCCGGUUCGAGAUCCUCGAGGCCAUGGCCAGCCUCCUCAACUCCGGCAUCACCCCCUGCCUCCCCCUCCGCGGCACCAUCACCGCCUCGGGCGACCUGGUCCCCUUGUCCUACAUCGCUGGCGUGCUCACCGGCCGCCCUAAUGCCAAAGCCUUCGCCCCUGGCGGCGAGGCGGUCGACGCUGCGGAGGCCUUCCGCCGGUCCGGCAUCCCCCAUGGGUUCUUCGAGCUGCAGCCCAAGGAGGGGCUCGCUCUCGUCAACGGCACCGCCGUCGGCUCGGGCCUCGCCUCGGUCGUUCUGUACGAAGCCAACGUCCUCGCUGUCCUCGCCGAGGUGCUGUCGGCGGUCUUUUGCGAGGUGAUGCAGGGGAAGCCGGAAUUUACCGACCACCUCACCCACAAGCUGAAGCAUCACCCGGGCCAGAUCGAGGCCGCCGCCAUCAUGGAGCACAUCCUCGACGGCAGCUCCUACAUGAAGAUGGCCAAGAAGCUUCACGAGCAAGACCCGCUGCAGAAGCCGAAGCAGGACCGGUACGCCCUCCGCACCUCCCCGCAGUGGCUCGGCCCCCAGAUCGAGGUCAUCCGCUCCGCCACCAAGUCCAUCGAGCGGGAGAUCAACUCUGUCAACGACAACCCCCUCAUCGACGUCUCCAGGAACAAGGCCCUGCACGGCGGCAACUUCCAGGGCACGCCCAUCGGCGUGUCCAUGGACAACGCCCGCCUGGCCCUCGCGGCCAUCGGGAAGCUCAUGUUCGCGCAGUUCUCGGAGCUCGUCAACGACUUCUACAACAACGGGCUGCCGUCGAACCUCUCCGGCGGGCGCAACCCGAGCUUGGACUACGGCUUCAAGGGCGCCGAGAUUGCCAUGGCGGCCUACUGCUCCGAGCUCCAGUUCCUCGCCAACCCGGUGACCAACCACGUCCAGAGCGCCGAGCAGCACAACCAAGAUGUAAACUCCUUGGGACUCAUCUCGUCGAGGAAGACGGCGGAGGCGGUCGACAUCCUGAAGCUCAUGUCCACCACCUACUUGGUCGCCCUGUGCCAAGCCAUCGAUCUGAGGCACCUGGAGGAGAAUCUCAAGCAAGCCGUGAAGAACACGGUGAGCCAAGUCGCCAAGAGGGUCCUCACCACGGCCGCCAACGGCGAGCUCCACCCCUCGCGGUUCUGCGAGAAGGACCUGAUCACCGUCAUCGACCGGGAGCACGUCUUCAGCUACAUCGACGACCCCUGCAGCUCCACCUACGCUCUGAUGCCCAAGCUGCGGAUGGUCCUCGUGGAGCAUGCGUUGAACAACGGUGAGAAGGAGAAGGACGCCAACACGUCCAUCUUCCAAAAGAUCGCUGCCUUGGAGGAGGAGCUGGAGGCCGUCCUGCCGAAGGAAGCAGAGGCGGCGAGAGCCGCGGUCGAGGGCGGCAAUGCGGCCAUCGGCAACAGGAUCGAGGAGUGCAGGUCGUACCCGUUGUACCGCUUCGUUAGGAAGGAGCUGGGGGCUGCAUACCUCACCGGCGAGAAGGUGCGAUCGCCGGGAGAGGAGUUCGACAAGGUGUUCGCGGCUAUCAACAAAGGGCUGCUGAUCGAUCCUCUGAUGGAGUGCUUGAAGGAGUGGAACGGAGCUCCACUUCCCAUCUGUUGAAGGAGGACUUGUCGUUGUUGCAGCUGGAAAGAAUGUGAGCGUGGCAAAAGCAAGGGGAUGCGACAACAUGCCACAAUAUGCCAUUUCUUCUUAAUUCUUUUUCCUACUUAUAUAUUCUUGUUGUUGAUUGUAAUAUAGUGUCGAGAGCAAGCACAGCAGCAGUGCGAUGCAGGUAACAAUGUAGCAUGUGAAAACAUCGAUUAAAACCUUCGUUCAUGGCUUGUUUGAAGUUAUUUGAC